This is a messenger RNA of Durusdinium trenchii, 1545 nucleotides long. Lineage: Eukaryota; Dinophyceae; Suessiales; Symbiodiniaceae. The record is from the annotation of a GenBank genome assembly.
AUGCGGAUUCGGGAUGCCCUCAGCCGCCAUGGCCCUCCGGAGGUGGACGAGGAUCCCUGGAAGAGCGCUCCUCAGGCGGAAGGCAUAAACCAAUGGCAGAUCGAUGGGUUGUCCCAGUGGAUCGAAGAGAUCAAGCUGGAGGCCCAUGCAGUUCAGAUCGAAGCGUGGGCCAAAGAGAUGGGGGCCACCACCGUGCAGGAGCCGCUCGGAACGAGCACUCUCUCCCGACCGACCUGGUGGGGACGGCGACCAGACCAGUCGCGUGCCACGAUCGGUCUCUCCGGGAACCAUGAGCUUCUGGAGCAUUGGGAGGCGUUGGCCGCGGCGCUGCCGCUGCGACCGCUGGAAGCACGGAGGUUGCAGAGGGAGGGCCUCAAAUGGCUCGAGCGCCCGCAGUGCCAUGCGCCCGCCAAGGUGGAAGAGACGGGCAAGAGGAUCACCGCCAAGGAGGGGUGUCACACCCGGCUGGCUUUUGCUGUGGCCUUUUCCGAACUGACUCAGAUGCAGGCAGCCAAGCCGGCCGUGCUGGCCAUGCCGGCUGUGCCUGCUGUGCCGGCGGCCCGAAGAGCACGAUUGCGCCAAGGUCUGGUCGUGGGGUCUCGCCGGGGUCGGACCCGAUGCCAGGACGGAGGGUCCAAUGACUUCAGCCACGACAGUGCCGCAGACGGCCUCAUGACCUCGGACGCUCGGACGUUACAGCGCGCGGAGUUCAUCGAAUCCACCGAAAGGACCCAUGCGACGCGCUUGCCGCCCCAUGUCAUCCAGGCGACCCAUGCAGUUCAUGGCUAUGCCGGAAGCACCUGGGAGGGAAACUUCCCACAGAUUCGACGGCAAGUGCCGGCAGCAGAACGAGCACUUCAGACUCGUCGCUUCGGCUGGGCACGGCGGUCAGGCCGAGUAGCUUUGAAUUCCAACGGACGUUACAGAUGGCGGGCCGUAAUCAAGGCCGGCGAACGACACGAGCGUGGCAGGGUGGUGCGGAAACAUACUGUGAGGCUGUCCAGCUUCCAGGGGGUUCUUUGGAUCCUUUGGAUCUACCUCUUCAGGAAAGGGGUGCCUUUCAUUUGCGACCCGUUGGGCAUCUUCAUGGACAGCAGUUGGACGUACUGUGUCUCCAGCCUCGCCACGGAAGGGGACUUCUUCUGUUUCGUCUCCCAGGGUAAAGAUCCGGGCCCAGAGCGAGAGAAGGAACUCCAACCCUUCAUCGUCCAGAUUUUCUCCGCGUUACGGUGGCUGCAUGAACGUUACAUUGCUCACUGUGAUAUCUCCAUGGAGAACAUCCUGGUAACCAAGGAGUCCGAUGGGAGAUACCAGGUGAAGCUGAUCGAUUUUAGCAUGGCUGUGCCAGGGCAAAGGGUCACUUGUGGACAUCGAGGCAAGCCUUCCUAUCAGGCACCAGAAAUGGCUUUGUCCGCCUUUUAUGACUCCUUUGCCCUGGAUUGCUUUGCACUUGGCGUUGUCUUGUUCAGCAGUGCUGCCCGGAUUUAUCCGUGGAUGUCCACUGUGCAAGGCCGUUGCAAGUGCUUUGAUGCUGGGCGAGAAUGA